Messenger RNA from Dermacentor silvarum, 5446 nucleotides. RefSeq lists its product as uncharacterized. The record is from RefSeq and is a predicted model, not a curated record. The coding region runs from base 1325 to 2803 and encodes 492 amino acids. The transcript is spliced from 11 exons. NCBI's taxonomy places the organism in Eukaryota, Metazoa, Arthropoda, Arachnida, Ixodida, Ixodidae.
ACAUGAACUCCGCUAUUCCAAAUUUGAUCAUUGGGAUAGGUAGUGUCGAGGACGGGCCCCAAGGUACUCAUUUGCUGUAGCCACCUAUUGUUGAUAAUUAGAAAGUUAAUUAUCGUAACUUCGCUAAUUACGCACGUAAGUGCGGUAACUGCUCUGUAUCUAGAGGCCGCCAAUCCGUACACUCGAAUGGUAAACAUAACGUGACCAAGAUUUAUAUUUUUCUAAUUUAAAAAGUUUGGUGAAGCUAAAAAAAAAAACACCCUGUAUAGUGGUAUAUAGUAAAUAACGACUCAUGCACACAACCUACAAAGCAUGUCGGGGCUCGAACCCUCAACCUUCCAAGUACGCAGGCUGUCGAACCCUUGACCUCCGAAGCAGAAAAAAACUGGUACCCCAAACCUUCCAAGCAUGCAGGGUAUCGAACUCUCGACCUCCGAUGCAUAUAGUGUUUGAACCCCGAUAUUUUCCGUGUGGCGUAUUGAACCAAUGGUCAGUACUGAUUAAGCAAAGCUCAAGUGAUGGUCAGUUGUAGUCAAGCGAUGGUCAGUAGAGCACAAUGAGGAUGAGCAAGUGGCACCAUGCUUCCAAAUGCCUAAACUCCAGUGAAGUUCCUACAGAAUUCUUUUUAGUUGAGUUGUACGGAUGCACGUCAUUUUGCAAAAUCGCAGAACGUCGCCCUUUUAUUAUAUUGGUUUAUUUGUAUUGCAGUACAAUAACUUUUUGCAGAUGGUAGGUAAAUUCAUGACCGCAACAUUGUAUAUUACCAUGGGCAUGCUUGUAAUCACUUGGACGCUUACAAAACAUGUUAACAAAAGCUUUGUUGACAAAGUAAUUGUGCUUAUGAAUACCUGUAAAAUCCUAUACCAGCGUACUAACCACACUUCUGCAUUAUAUUCUAAUUGCCUUGCAUGUAGUGCUCACAGAUUGAAAUGCGACAUAGCGAGCUUGUGGCCGCCGGUACAUGCAGCGCAACCCCUGGAAGGAACACGUUGCAUUGUGGUAUUUACCAUGAGAGUGAGCGUGGUUUGAGCGUGGGCUUACUGCUUCCGGUUGCCAAUGAGCGGGACUGUGGUUUUCCGCAGCGCCAACGUACAGUGUAGCGGUAUACCGCAAUGCAAGAUCGUGCUUCCACAGGCAACGCUGCAUACAUGAGCGGCCAUGCGCUUGCAGUGUCGCAUUUUAAUCCGUGAGCACUGUACAUGCCCUUCUGUGUGAAGAAAUAAGCAGAUAAAUUUAAUGUUUGACAGGGUCUGUGGAACCAGCUGUAGCUGGUAAUGAUGUUUCUAAUGUGCCAAACUCCAGCCAAGCGGUGACUAUCGAUACCAUGACCACACAAGAGACAUAUGCAAAAACAGAAAAUCACAGUGGUUCUUGGGAAGAACAUAAUGGUCAGGUUGCUCAUGGUGUGCGGGGCCACUACGAGAUGGCAAAUUCCUCGCUACCUGGUUGCUCAAAAGAUAGCACUCCUUGGACUGGGGACUGGCAUGUUCGCGGCACAGAUGCUUCUGAAGCUUCUGAACCACAAGAUUCUGGAGGAAACUGUGCAAAUGCAGACUUAUGUACCACAGCUCCUGGUGAAACAGUUGAGAGCAGCAGCUUACAACGCGCCAAUGACUUGUCCCUUCUGCCUACAAGAAGCACAAAUGAUCCGUCGCUGCUGCCUAAUACAAGCACCAGGGACCUGUCCUUGCUGCCUUCGAGAAGCGCCAAUGACCUGUCCUUGCCACCUACAAGAAGCACCAAUGAUCUGCCACUGCUACCUACGAAAAGCCAGGAAUUCUUUGAGUGGCUUCUUGAGAACUUGCCUACAUUUUCUCCGUGUGUGCAACCGCUCCUUGAGGGGAAAGUGCUUUCACAAAGACAGCACAAACAGCUAUGUCGCCAGCUCCGGACAGAAAUCGCACUCUUCUUAGAUGAGAAUGAUAUAAUCACCAGCAGCAACACUGCCCAAUGUCGUUGGAUGUACAAGGCCCUUGGAGAUGCUCUUGUAAAGAUGUACCCACACCUGAUGUGGGAUGAACCAAAGCCUGAAAGCCGGCUGCAGAAAACAAGAAGCCAGGUUUACAGUGCGUUCAUAAGGAGGCUGUCAGUGGCAAGAAAGGUCCGGAAGCACCGGGCAAGGAAAAGUGCUGUAUUAGUUGUGUCGCCGGCACCCCGAGCAACUAUCACAAAUGAGAACGCUGCUUCUGAACUACAGGCCCUAAGCUCUUCAAGUAUGAGUGCUGCAUCACUUGAUAUGCAAAGAAUGAGAAUCCUGCUGACGGUGACGCUCCCAGACCGCCGCAAUACACACAUGGACCCUCUCCCACAGUACUUUUUGGUGGAGGAAAUACUGUGCAUUGAGGUGGAACUUCGGUUUGGAUCGAAGAUAACAGAACUUGAGAACAAACUUGCUGCUGUGGUGCGAGUCUUCUCGGAAAAUGAAGAACGGGAAUGCACGCUGGUAGAUGUUAUGAAGCACAUACAAGGCAAUGUUGGGCACAGUCUCAUAUGUGAGAUGGCAUUGCCAGCUGAGGACCUCCAAGUAACAGCACCCCACAUUUACUGCACUCCUGAGAAGAUUUGUGUUUUUGCUGGCAGCCAAGCCGAACUGAUAACAGUCUCCAAGUCUGGAUUAGGACGGGCACUUAUUUUUUGCCUUUUGACUUACUAUAUUAAGAACUUAGAAUAUCCAUUUGCAUUUUUCCAAAUGCUUGCUCUCGUGCAAAAAGUUGUGCUGCCAGGAGACAAGCUUGUGAAAGGACUGCUUUCUCCUCGUCUGAAGCGUCUCUGUGCGCUCUUAAGCAAGAAAAAUGUAAUCUAGACUUUCCAUGUUUUUUUACCAACUGUGAGGGGAAAGAAAAAAACAACAAACAGUAGAACCCCACUGAUACGUUUUUCACGGGACCCUAAAAAGUAAAUGUAAGAGCCGGGAAACGCAAGAGCCGAGAAACAGGAAAAAUUGAGAAAUGAGAGUAGUGUUGAAUUGCACACAAUAUUAUUUUAAUUCUUACAUUUGAAAAAAAAAGUCAUAGCCCGAACGCCGAAGCAUCGAUUGCGAUAGCAAAUUAGUAGACAGCUAUACAAAGUAAGGAUAGUAGUUUUAUCGGCAGUAUAAACUUGUAAACAUUUACUUAUUACCUAUAUUAACAACCAUGGUGUCAGCGCCCACAACAAACAUGAAAACAUCACACUCGAUGAGCGUGGACACGCGCUGUCAAACGCUGGCGUGAAGAAGCGCUGCUGCAGCAGCGAGCGAAGUGACCUUUGUGCUGUUGUCUAUCGCUUCAACGCAAACCGAGCGCCGAGAACACGCACAAAGCUACAAGCCGCUGACGCACCUACACUGCCUAGACUCUGUCGUCUGCUACCCUCGCAGGCUUUUACUCGUGCGGCGACGGCGUUAUUGCCCUUGGACUUUAUACGGAGCAUCUAUAUAUGCGCCAAAACCAAUUUGAGGGCCACAACGCGUCAUAGACAGCAUCUUUUGAUAGCAAAUAUGGAUCUCAAAGGCCAUGCCUUUGCUGGCGGAAACCGAAAAUACGUCAUAGGUGUCGCCCCGGCACUUUGGGUGGCCAAUCCCAUCAUCAAGCUAUGCGACAUGAAAAGUCAAAAUGGCCGCUCUGGCCAGUGCGGGGUGGCAGUUCACAACGUAUGAAGCGGGAACGGUCCAACAGUUGUGACGCAACAGCGGGGUGACGAAUGCAUUGGGUUCUAUGGGAGCUCUGCCUGGACCGGCCGAAAACGACAAAACCAAUUCGCAGCAUCCGGGAACGCAGCACCCGGGAACAUAACAGCGGGCUUCUACUGUAUGUGAUUUAGUUCAAAGCUGUUGGUUAGCUCCAAAGGUGGGAGAGGCUUAUUCCAUAAGCAGCUGUUUUUUUGUUUUUUUCACGUCAUUCCUUGUUUACUUCUAGUCACAAGCAGUGCAUUUAAUUGCUCUAGUCAUUUGUUCGUCUCCCUUCUGGUGGAGGAUGGUUAAUUUUGUUUUACUUGCGUAUUUAUAGGCCUCAGAAUUUCUUAUAAACAUAGUUUAAGCAUUUAAUUCACCCACGUAGAUGGUUCUGUUUUGCAAAGAGUAAUGCACUCUAUUUGCCCUUCUUUGCUCAGUACUAGUAGAUCGGUAUAUAUCUGCACCUGUGCAGAAAUCUAGUAUUGUAGUUAUUAAAUAGCAUCAAUUGUGAUAUGUUUGUCAUUUCACACAGUUGUGCUUCGCUGACUGUAUAUGGUAGGUCUCAUGGAUGGUAUUUUUGUAUCAGAUCUUGUUGAAGAAUAAACUUGUAAUAAUUUCGCACCUGAGAGUACUCCAACUUAUUUCGCGAGAACGUUCACAGAAUGGUAAACGGAACAGCUUAUUACAAAGGCUCAGGUGCAUAGUUAGGAAGUGAAAUAUGACAUUGCCUUCAAGUACAUCAAAGAAACUCAUUGUCACCAUAUCAUUGCCAGCAGCGCUUUGCAGUAUGCUUUUGCUCACCUGAACUAGAUUAUUAUAGCCAACCUGUAGAUGUUGCUUCCCCAAAGUGUUCUUCAUUGAGUGUGUACUUCAAGUAAUUUUGUGCCUUUGGAAGAUGCAUUUUUUAUAAAUUGUAGCUUUUGUGCACAAGUAAUACUCUAGGAACUGGGGAUAUUUUUGGCUUUCACAUAUAUUGGAGGGACAUUAACUAAGAGGCAGUAUAUGUUAGAGACCUACAGCUGAGUUAUAAUGGCAAUCAAGCAGGAACUGUACCCAAAAGGCUAUGUUAAAUUUAGGGGUUACUUCAGCUAUUUAUUCAUAUGUCCUUAUUGUGAUUGCGAUGUAUUUUUAUAGCUAGCCUAUAAAAUCUAUCACCGCGUCAUGAUUAAAAAUGUUCUGCAUCUCGAAUGGGGCCAACAGUGUGAUACCUGUCAGUUGCCUCUGAUUUCUUUUCACCACAGAUUGUCAUGCAGAAGUUUGCAUUAUGGGAGUGAAAGAAAAAUGUUUGGGUCAAUACCAAUUCAAGAAAGUUACGUGCUGUCUUCAAGGCUUCAAUGAAAUGCAUUUACAGUGGAAGUCUUCUUUAUAGUCCCACAAUUUAAACACCAGCAUAAUUAUAUAAUCUGAGGUAAGAACAUAUAUCACUCAACUGGCAGGCAUGACAAUAUCGGCCCAAUUCGAGAUGCAAAUACCUUGUCGUGGAGCAUUGUUUAUUUUCUAGGUUGGCUAUAAAAAUAGAAUGCAAGCAAAAAGAAAAAUAUCCAUAUAUAUAUAAAUUGCUGAAGUAACCCAUAAAUUUAACAUGUCCUUUAGAGGUUACAUUUGCUUUUAGAAAAUAAAAGUCUACGGCGUAACCUCUAAAGCUGCAUGUUUGUCAAGGGUAACAAUGUAACCUAUACUAUAUUGGUUACAAUGUACCUUAUAUUUUGUAUUAGUUACAAUGUACCUUAUAAUAUAUUAGUUACAAUGUACCUUAUAAAUGUGAAUUUGUGCACCUAUACUAAGGGUUACCCA